Molecule: messenger RNA, 1359 nt
Organism: Saimiri boliviensis boliviensis (Bolivian squirrel monkey)
Lineage: Eukaryota; Metazoa; Chordata; Mammalia; Primates; Cebidae
Gene: ZFAND1
Product: zinc finger AN1-type containing 1
Biological process (GO): cytoplasmic stress granule disassembly
Cellular component (GO): cytoplasmic stress granule; cytoplasm
Molecular function (GO): zinc ion binding
Source: RefSeq, a predicted model, not a curated record
CGUGUGGCGCCGGAGAGAUGGCGGAGUUGGACAUUGGGCAGCGCUGUCAGGUGGAGCACUGCCGGCAGCGAGAUUUUCUUCCAUUUAUAUGUGGUGAUUGUUCAGGAAUAUUUUGCCUUGAACACAGAAGCAGGGAGUCUCAUGGUUGUCCUGAGGUGACUGCAAUCAAUGAGAGGCCAAAGACAGAUCAACAUACAUCUUACCCGUGCUCAUUCAAAGACUGUGCUGAAAGAGAACUUGUGGCAGUUAUAUGUCCUUAUUGUGAGAAGAAUUUUUGUCUGAGACACCGUCAUCAGUCAGAUCAUGAGUGUGAAAAACUGGAAAUCCCAAAGCCUCGAAUGGCUGCCACUCAGAAACUUGUUAAAGACAUUAUUGAUUCCAAGACAGAAGAAACAGCAAGUAAACGACGAAAAGGUGCCAAAAAUAGUAAAACAGCUGCAAAGGUUGCAUUGAUGAAAUUAAAGAUGCAUGCUGAUGGCGAUAAGUCAUUGCCACAGACAGAAAGAAUUUACUUUCAGGUUUUCUUACCUAAAGGGAGCAAAGAGAAGAGCAAACCCAUGUUCUUUUGCCACCGAUGGAGCAUUGGAAAGGCCAUAGACUUUGCCGCUUCUCUAGCCAGUCUUAAAAAUGACAAUAACAAAUUAACAGCCAAGAAAUUAAGGCUGUGUCACAUUACUUCAGGAGAAGCCUUACCUUUGGAUCAUACUUUGGAAACCUGGGUUGCUAAGGAGGAUUGUCCUUUAUAUAAUGGUGGAAAUAUAAUCUUGGAAUAUCUUAAUGAUGAAGAACAAUUUUGUAAAAAUGUUGAAUCUUACUUGGAAUAAUCAUUCAAGGAUUCAAGUCAGAAAUCACAAGGAAAAUUCUAUUACAUGUUUAAGUUCAUUUCUUUUACUACAAAUACUAUUUUUGUAAUUUUUUUAAAGUUGCAUUUUAACUUAUCUCCCGCUUAUGUCACAUUUUAGUUAUGAGUUUUCUAUUAAAUUAGAGUGUUUUGGUUUUAAGUUUAACUGGGUAUUGAUCCUCAAUUAUUAGCAAAUUCUUAUAUUUAAUUAGCUUUCAUUAGGUUGUGCUGUAGUGACAACAGCAAAGAUGUGUUUCCCAAUGAGUGAUGUUACCUGCUGACUGACUCUGGUACCACUCUGUGUCAUCUGCACUCCAUGAUCAAAGGUGAAGGAAGGGCCCUCUUUUGGGACAUUGUCAUUGUUUUAGCAGAGAGAGAAACAGAAGAAAUGCACUUCAGUUUUCUCCUAAAAGAUGCAUGUGUCAUAUUUGCUUUAAGCAAAUCAUGUGGCCGAGCCAGAAAGUAUUAUCUGCUGUCUAUCUACAUCAUAAUGUAUAAAUUGAUAGAUGUACAUGAAU